AUGUCUUUGGAAGAUGGACGCAGCAGUGGGAGCUUUGAGGCCGAGAGCUCCAUCUCAGACCAGAGCCCAGACCAGAACCGGAAACGCAGCCCGGUACCGGACCAGAAGCAGAGCCCGAGACCGUGUCAUGAUGAUCAGAAGCGGAGCCCGAGACCAAGUCUGGACCAGAACUGUGCUAAGAAAGAGGAUGAGAUCGUCUUGCAUCGCAUCGCCUCCAUGUCGUCUCUGGACUCGUUUGACCCCAGCGACUUCACCGGGAGGUUUACGAAGUUCCAGCGACAAAAACGGAGGUCCAGAAUCAUUGGAGCCUCGCCAGUGAAGCCGCCCGUCCCGCCCGUCAGUGGAACAGUGGAGAGAAAGGGUCCUGUCGUCAUGGCGCCGGUCAACGUGGACCCGGAGAGUAAACCGGGCGAGUUCGUCCUCAAGAGUCUGUUCGCCAACUUCACUCUGCUGUCGGAGCGCAAGAUCCGCAUCAUCAUGGCCGAACCACUGGAGAAGCCUCUGAACAAGUCUCUUCAGAGAGGAGAGGACCCUCAAUUUGAUCAGCUGAUGAGCAGCAUGAGCUCUCUGGCGGAGUACUGCCUUCCCUCCAUCCUCCGGACCCUGUUUGACUGGUACAAGAGGCAGAACGGCCUGGAGGACGAGUCGCACGAGUACAGACCCAGAGCCAACACCAAGUCCAAGAACGAUGAGCAACAAAAGGAUUAUCUACUGGAGCGGAGAGACAUGGCGAUUGACUUCAUCUUCUCUCUGGUUCUAAUAGAAGUUUUAAAACAGAUCCCCCUCCACCCUCUGUUAGACGGACUCAUUCAAGAAGUCAUUAACCUGGCCUUCAAACACUUCAAAUACAAAGAAGGGUAUUUGGGACCCAACACUGGCAACAUGCACAUCGUGGCCGACCUGUACGCGGAGGUGGUGGGAGUGGUUGCCCAGUCCAGGUUCCCAGCCGUGAGAAAGAAGUUUAUUUCGGAGCUUAAGGAGCUGAAGCAAAAGGAGCAGAGUUCCUACGUGAUACAGUCCACCAUCAGCCUGAUCAUGGGGCUCAAGUUUUUCAGAAUUAAAAUGUACCCAGUGGAGGAUUUUGAGGCUUCCUUUCAGUUCAUGCAGGAAUGUGCGCAGUAUUUCUUGGACGUGAAGGACAAAGACAUCAAACACUCGUUAUCGGGACUCUUCGUGGAGAUUCUUGUCCCUGUCGCUGCUACUGUGAAGAACGAGGUGAACGUGCCGUGUCUGAGGAACUUUGUGGAGAGUCUGUACGACAUCACACUGGACCUGUCCUCCCGAAAGAAACACUCUCUGGCGCUGUACCCCCUGGUCACAUGUUUGCUGUGCGUCAGUCAGAAGAACUUCUUCCUCUGCCGCUGGCACAUUUUCCUCAACAACUGCCUUUCAAACCUUAAAAACAAAGACCCAAAGAUGGCGCGUGUGGCUCUUGAAUCUCUCUACCGCCUGCUCUGGGUUUACAUGAUUCGGAUUAAGUGCGAGAGCAACACUGCAACACAAAGUCGCCUGACGUCCAUUACCUCCACACUGUUUCCAAAAGGCAACCGCAGCGUUGUUCCCCGUGACAUGCCUCUGAAUAUAUUUGUUAAAAUCAUCCAGUUCAUUGCACAGGAGAGGCUGGAUUUUGCCAUGAAGGAGAUCAUUUUUGACCUGCUGAGUGUUGGGAAACCGGCCAAAGCCUUCAGUCUGAACCCCGAGCGCAUGAACAUCGGUCUAAGGGCCUUCCUGGUCAUCGCGGACGCCCUUCAGCAGAAAGACGGCGAGCCACCCAUGCCCAACACAGGGGCCACCCUGCCGUCCGGAAACUCCCUGAAGAAGAAGAAGACUUAUCUCAGUAAAACGCUGACGGAGGAGGAGGCCAAACUCAUCGGCAUGUCCCUCUACUACUCACAAGUCCGAAAGGCCCUGGACAACAUCCUCAGACACCUGGACAAGGAGGUGGGACGCUGCAUGAUGAUGACCUGUGCUCAGAUGCUCAACAAGGAACCAGAGGACAUGAUCACCGGUGAGAGGAAGCCUAAAAUCGACCUGUUCAGGACAUGUGUGGCAGCUAUUCCUCGCAUUCUCCCUGAUGGGAUGUCCAAACCUGAGCUCAUCGACCUCCUCUCCAGGCUCACGGUGCACAUGGACGAUGAGCUUCGUCUGAUUUCCCAGAAUUCCUUGCAGAGUUUGUUACUUGACUUUUCGGACUGGCGGGAGGACGUCCUGUUUGGUUACACGCACUUCCUUCUGCGAGAGGUGCAAGACACUCACCAGGGUUUGCAGGACGCCUCGGUGAAGCUGCUCCUUCAGCUCCUCACUCAGUGGAGACUGGCGCUGCAGCUCCAGGGGAAGACGAGAGGCGGGGUGGAGGCCAGUCCGCGGUCGUCCGACAGAUACCCUCACUGUUCGGUGCUUCACGCUGUGGAAGGCCUGGCUCUGCUGCUGCUCUGCUCUUGUCAGAUCAGCACGAGGAAACUGGCUGUCGGGGUUCUGAGGGAGAUCCGCUGCCUCUUCACUGCCCUGGGACACGCAGAGGACGAUGACAAACCGAUGAUUGAGAUCAUGGACCAGCUCAGCCCCACGGUCAUGGACAGCAUCGUGCAUGUGGCUGUGUCCGACUCCUCCACUCUCCCUCUCAGUCACCACGUGGACCUACAGUGGCUGGUGGAGUGGGGCGCCCGUCUGGUCAGCAGCUCCUACGACGUGAAGAGUCCCAGUCACGUAUGGAUCUUCGCCCAGUGCGUAAAGGACCCCUGGGUGCUCUGUCUGCACAUAUUCUUGAGACAGGAGCAUCUUCCCAAACACUGCCCCGUCGCCCUGGGAUACGCCUGGCCCUACGCCUUCACGAGACUGCAACUGCUGCUGCCGCUGGUGGACCCCAACAGCCCGGUGAACGCCAAAAAGACCAGCACGGCCGGCUCCAGUGACAAUUACAUCUCCCUGUGGCGGAACUACCUGAUCAUGUGUCUGGGCGUGGCCAAACCCAGCAUCAUGUCUCCGGGCCACCUCCGCGCCUCCACCCCCGAGAUCACCGCCACCACACCGGACGGCAGCGUAACCUAUGACAACAAGGUGAUCGGAACUCCGUCUGUGGCCUGGCUCCUGAAGCAGCUCGUUCCUCUGAUGAGAGCAGAGAGUUUGGAAAUCACUGAGUCUUUGGUUCUGGGAUUCGGCUGCACCAACGCCCUAGUGUUCAGGGAGUUGGUUGAAGAGCUGCAUCCGCUAAUGAAGGAGGCACUGGAGCGAAGACCCGAGAAUAAAAAACGCAGAGAGAGGAGAGAUCUUCUGAGGCUGCAGCUGCUGAGAAUCUUUGAACUUCUGGCAAACGCUGCAGUUAUUAGUGACAGCACCAAUGGGGCAUUGGAGCGCGACUCUCUGGCUCUGGGCGCUCUGUUCCUGGAGUACGUUGACCUGACCCGGAUGCUGCUUGAGGCGGAGAACGAGAAGGAGCAGGAGGUCCUCAAAGACAUCAGGGCCCACUUCAGCGGCAUGGUGGCCAACCUCAUCCAGUGUGUCCCCGUGCACCACAGACGCUUCCUGUUCCCUCAACAGUCUCUGCGACAUCACCUCUUCAUCCUCUUCAGUCAGUGGGCCGGACCCUUCAGUGUCAUGUUUACUCCUUUAGACCGAUACAGCGACCGAAACCACCAAAUCACACGCUACCAGUACUGUGCCCUCAAGGCCAUGUCAGCGGUGUUGUGUUGUGGACCAGUGUUUGACAAUGUGGGUCUUUCCACUGAUGGAUAUCUGUACAAAUGGCUCGACAACAUCUUGGCCUGUCACGAUCUGCGGGUGCAUCGUCUCGGGUGUGAGGUGGUGAUCCUUCUGCUGGAGCUGAACCCAGACCAGAGUAACCUGUUUAACUGGGCUGUGGACCGCUGCUUCACCGGGUCCUACCAGCUGGCCUCGGGCUGCUUCAAGGCCAUCGCCACGGUCUGCGGAAACAGGAAUUACCCAUGUGACCUGGUGACGCUGCUCAACCUGGUCCUGUUCAAAGCCUCAGACACCAGCAGAGAAAUAUAUGAGAUUUCAAUGCAGCUCAUGCAGGUGCUGGAGUCAAAGUUGUGCGCGUACUCGAAACGGAUGGUGGAGCAGAAACCUGGGAACAUUCUGUACGGCACCCACGGCCCUCUGCCUCCUCUGUACAGCGUCAACCUAUCCCAGCUCUCCAUCCAACUGGCCAGCAUGUACCCAGAGCUCACCCUGCCGCUGUUCUCAGAGGUGAGCCAGCGGUUUUCCACCACGCAUCCCAACGGCCGUCAGAUCAUGCUCUCCUACCUGCUGCCUUGGCUCCACAACAUCGAGCUGCUGGACACUGGCCUCUUGCCCCCACCCUCCAGCCCCUGCACCCCAGAUGAGGAGAACCGGGGGCAGAACGUGGGCGCCUCCCCCAGUCUGAGAGGCAGCGGCUGGGGCUCACUGCAGGCCACGUCUCUGGUGCUCAACAACCUGAUGUUCAUGACAGCAAAGUACGGAGAUGAGGUCCCUGGUCCUGAGAUUGAGAAUGCCUGGAACGCUCUGGUCUCCAAUGAAAGAUGGUGCAACAACUUGAGAAUAACGCUGCAGUUUCUCGUCAGUCUGUGUGGAGUCAGCAGCGACACCACACUGCUGCCUUAUAUCAAGAAGGUGGUUAUUUACCUUUGCCGUAACAACACCAUCCAGACAAUGGAGGAGUUAAUAUUUGAACUUCAACAAACGGAGCCGGUGAACCCAGUGGUGCUGCACUGUGACAACCCGCCAUUUUACCGUUUCGCUGCCAGUAACAAAGCUCCCACAUCGCAGACCGGAACCACGUCGAGCAGUAACACUGUGGUGGCUGGUCCUGAAAAUCUCCCGGACACAGAUGACACCAAACUGGGCCGAGACAGUGACGACCGCAGAGCGAGGGCACACAACAGACUGGAGUCACGCUACAGCAACAGCUCCGGCGGCUCCUACGAAGAUGAAAAGACGGAUCCUCUCCCGCCGUAUGCUGGUUGGCUGUUGAGUGUUCUGGAAACAAACCGCCCUCAGCCUCUGCCGAUGCCGGUGAACGGAGGCUGCUGGGCUCCUCUGGUCGACUACCUCCCAGAAACCAUCACUCCCAGAGGGCCCCUGCACAGAUGUAACAUUGCGGUGAUCUUCAUGACGGAGAUGGUGGUGGACCACAGUGUGAGAGAAGACUGGGCCUUACACCUGCCUCUCUUACUGCACGCUUUGUUUUUGGCGGCGCUCUCUCAACCAUGGUGUUGCGGGGGGCCACCUGGUCUGAGACGCUGGGGUGGAUGCGACCAAGAGAUAAGCGACAAUAAGACUCUGACCAUCAAGUCCAGCUAUCAUUCGGAAUACCAGCAAUCACACACCCCAGACUUCUUGAGGGAGUGGCAGGCGUCUCCGGUGGCGGACUCCGGCCUGAGCUCCACGUCUAACUCCUCCGUGGCGAGUCUGGGCGGGGGCAGCACCGCGGGGAGCGUGGGGAACCUGCCCAUAGUGACGCCAGACGACCUGGAGGACCUGGAGGACGCUCCCAACGAGAAUGACGAGAAGACACACAAGCUGAUCGAGUUUUUGUCCACGAGAGCCUUUGGACCUCUGUGGGCGCACGAGGACAUCACCCCCAAAAACCCAAACUGUAAAAGCUCCGAGCAGCUUUCCAACUUCCUCCGUCACGUCGUGUCUGUCUUCAAAGAGUCUAAAUCAGAUUUCCACUUGGAGCAGCAGCUGAGUGACGUGGCCUUGCAGACCGCCUUGUGCAGCUCCUCUCGACACUACGCCGGUCGCUCCUUCCAAAUAUUCCGAGCUUUGAAGCAACCGAUCAACAACCACGCCGUGUCCGACCUGGUGUCCCGGCUGGUGGAGGUGGUGGGGGAGCACGGGGACGAGGUGCAGGGCUAUGUGAUGGAAGUGCUGCUGACGCUGGAGGCAGUGGUGGUGAAUCUGGCCGAGUGUCUGAAGAACAGUGACCUCAUGGCAGCACUAACCAGGACGUCUUCCCCUGACUUCUUACUGAGUGAUAAGCUGAUGAAUAGAAAGAGCACGGGACAGCUGAACUUCCCAGGACCGGGAUUCGCAGGUUUGGCGUCGCAGCGGCACCAGCGCUCCUACUCUGUCCCUAAGAAGUUUGGGGAGUACGGAAACCUCUCCAGUGACCCCCCUCGCAGUGCCACUUUAGACCGGAUACAGGCAAGAGCAUGCAACAAUGGCCUUUCCCGAGCAGGGAGACCCCCCGGCUCCUGUUCGUCCUCGACCAAUCGGAUCGACCCGAGUGCUUUGUCAGACCCCGCCCACGUGUCGCACCCCUCGUCCAUACUGGCCACAGUCUUCUGGGUCGCGGUGUCUCUCAUGGAGUCGGACUUUGAGUUUGAAUAUCAGAUGUCGCUACGGCUCGUUCACAAACUGCUGUCAAAGGUGCCCUUAGAUCGAAUAGAGAACCGGGAGCGGCUGGAGAAGCUGCAGGCUCAGCUCGGGUGGAGUGGCUUCCCUGGGAUCCAGCAGCUUUUACUCAAGGGCUUCACGUCUCAGGUGACCUCUGACCUGACGCUGCAGCUCUUCUGCCAGAUCACCCCCGUGUCCCGAGUGGCAGUGGUCGACAGCUCCACGUCCAUAGGUUUUCCUCUGAAUGUGUUGUGUCUUCUUCCACACCUGGUCCAGCACUUUUCACAUCCAACUCAGUUUUGUAAAGAGAGUGCGGAAAGAAUUGCACAGGUGUGUUUAGGUGAAAAGCAGACUAAAUUGUCGCAUUUAGCUCACGUCAUGACCUUGUACAAAACUCGCUCUUACACACGAGAUCCUUUCUCGUGGGUCAGUGUGGUUUGUCGUUACCUCCACGAAGCCUUUUCGGACAUAACUCUGAGCAUGGUCACGUAUAUGGCUGAGCUGCUGGACAAAGGCCUUCCCAGCAUGCAGCAGUCUCUCUUACAGAUCAUUUACUGCCUCCUGAGUCACAUGGACCUGACAGCGAUACAAGUCAAACAGUUUAACGCAGACGUAAUGAAGACUAUUGAGAAGUUUGUUCAGACGGUACAUUGGAAAGACGCCUUGAACAUCUUGAAGCUGGUGGUGUCUCGCUCGGCCAGUCUGGUCCAUCCCGUUUACAGGCACUCGGACGGAGACCUCUCAAACCUGGAAGUGAGCCGCGUGUGGGACGGCUCGGCUAAAGCGCUCCCCGGGAAAACACUGGACUUUACCUUCGACAUUUCAGAGACUCCUGUGAUCGGUCGGCGCUUCGAUGAGCUGCAGGGUUCCGGAGGCCGAGGGGGCAAAGCCAGAGCUAUGGCCGUGACGCGCAGCACCUCCUCCACAUCGUCCGGAUCCAACUCCAACACCAUCCUGGUCCCUGUGAGCUGGAGACGCCCCCAGUCCUCACAGAAACGAACACGGGAGAAACUAGUGAACGUCUUGUCUCUCUGCGGACAGGAAGUGGGGCUGACCAAGAACCCGUCUGUGAUCUUCUCGUCCUGCGGAGACCUGGACAUGAUGGAGAUGAGGGAGAGCGGCGUGUCCUCAGAGGAGGGAGGGACGCGGGAGGACACUCUGGACGACACGGCCAGCGAGCAGCAGUUCCGGGUCUUCAGGGACUUCGACUUCCUGGACGUGGAGCUGGAAGACGGCGAGGGCGAGAGUUUGGAUAACUUCAACUGGGGCGUGCGGCGGCGGUCUCUGGACAGCACCGAGCUCGGGGACCUGCUAGAGGAGAGCCAGCACUCAGGGAGCACCCCGAGUCUGGGCCACGAGGACCCCCACGACACCGACGAGUCCUCCGAGGAAGAGGAGUCGUCCACCAGCCAGAGCCUCUCCCACUCGCAAAUCACGAAUCCAUCUCCAUCUGAAGAGACCAACCAGACAGACUCUCUGUCCACGUCCUACGACACGUCCGCUGACCCUCCGUCUUUCACCGCCACGACACCAGGACAAGGAGGAUUGCACGACCUCCACAGUCUCCAUGGCCGGGGCUGUGAGGACGAGGACACGCAGGCUCAGGAUGACGAGCUCUCCCUCAGUGCUCAUGACGUUCCUCAAGGCUCAGACUGUGGAGAGAGCUUCACGCUGGAAAUGCCGGGUCAGGCCCCAGACCCGCUCCCUCGACUGGGACAGCGGUUCAACAGGGACUACUGCCAACCGCCGCUGGACUUUCUAGACCCCAACUGUCUCCCCAGUCUCCGUGACGACGUGGACGACCUGGAGGACCUGGGCUUCCCUCCUCCGCCCUCGCCGUUCUUCUCGGCCAUCCUGGCGGCGUUCCAGCCCACGGUCUGCGAUGACGCGGAGGAGGCCUGGCGCUGCCACAUCAACCAGCUGGUCACCGACUCGGACGGAUCCUGCGCCGUCUACACCUUUCAAGUCUUCUCUUCUCUGUUCAAGAACAUUCAGGGGAAGUUCUGCACCUUGACGACAGACGUGGCAACGUAUCUGGGAGAAGGUCUCAGAGGAAUCGGCUCAAAGUUCCUCCGAUCGUCACAGAUGUUGACCACCUGCUCCGACUGCCCCACCAUCUACAUCGACGCCGACACCAUCAUGUCGUACGGUCUCCUGGAGAAGAUAAAGUUCAGUGCCCUGGAGCUGCAGGAAUAUCUGGACACGUACAACUCUAAAGAAGACUGCGCCGUUUCGUGGUUGAGAAACUGCAGAGACACAUUUCCCAGGUGCCCCGGCGACAGCGUGGUCACAUGUCAGCCUGGAGACUCUGAAGAGAAGCAACUGGAGCUUUGUCAAAGACUUUACAAGCUGCAUUUCCAGUUACUGCUGCUGUUUCAGUCCUACUGCUCGCUCAUCGGUCAAGUCCACGCCAUCAGCACCGUGCCCGAGCUGUUGAACAUGUCCCGGGAGCUGACGGAGCUGAGGGGAAGCCUGCAGGCGGCGGAGGCGGCUGUGGCCAGCGACCUGGAGCACAAACUGCAGGCUCACGGCACCGCGGCAGCAGCAACGGUCGUGCCCAACUUCCCCACGUCAGAGGCCGCGGUGCAGGCCAUCCUUGAGUGCCUUAAGAACCACGAGUUUACCAAAGCCGUCCGCUACAUUCAGGAGUGCAGGAGGCAGUGGCCGAACGGUGUGUUCGGGGGAAGCUCCGAGAGCGAGGUGCAGACGCUCCUGAACGUCUACUUCCGGCACCAGACCCUGGGCCAGACCGGGACCAUCGCUCUGGUGGGCUCUCGUCAGGACCUCAGCCUCAUCUGCUCCAAGCUGCUGGAGCUGAACGGGGAGAUCCGCGACAUGAUCCGCCGCGCCCAGGGCCAUUUCACCGCAUCACAGGACGCUGCCGCCUCCUUCCUCCCUCUCAGAGCCGCCUUUUGCUCCGCUCGCUCUUACAGGAGGGUCCCCACAUCCGAACACGUGGCCUCUCCCUCCCCCCACCGGCCUCCUCUCCCGUCUCCAGAACCACACAGCGUCACGACCGCCUCCAAACGAUCGCUUCUAACCUCGCACCUGUCCUUCUCCUCCUCCUCGUCCUGGUCUGACGCUCCCACUCUCAACUUCCCCCCGAAUCUGUUCGCAAACCCGGCCGUGCGAGACGAGAUUUACUUCACGUUGCCGCGAGAAAUGGGCAAAAACCGUCCGGGAAAGCGGCAGGAGCGGAGAGGGCAGUCCCCGCUCGGCUCUGGAUUCAAACCUCCGUUGCCGUCUUUACCCACGGUCGCUUCAGAGCCGACCCUCAUCGCGAGCUCAGGUGGCCACUCUCCGAUGCAGGGAUCUCAUCUGCCGCACUUUCCUCACUCCCCGUACGGUCUCGUCUCCGCUCCACACGAUGAGGUUUUGACUCGUCCUCCUCGACCGUCCUCCAUCCCGCCAUCACUGCCCCCUCCUCCCCCUGGUCCCAGCUCCUCCGCAGGCGACCUCAGCACCUCCGCCUGGGGCUGCUGCUGCUCGUCUCUCGGUGACGCGCCCUCACCCAUGUCCCGUUACCUCGAGAAAGUCGGUAACACCGCUUUGCCUCUUCUGAAAGGUGGGCUCCUCAAAAUGAAACCAUCAGACGUACAGACAUAA
Knipowitschia caucasica is the source of this 9945-nucleotide messenger RNA. NCBI's taxonomy places the organism in Eukaryota, Metazoa, Chordata, Actinopteri, Gobiiformes, Gobiidae. The record is from the annotation of a GenBank genome assembly.